UCUCAACCUGUAUGACCGGGAUCAUAGACGUUGCCUAUAGACUUCAAUCUGGACAAAAUGUGACCAUCCGAGAUGUGAAACGUGCUUGUGCCCCUGAAGAGAUCGUCUCCUCGAUUCCGUCGGGAGACCACUGCGUAAAACAGUCCGUGGUGGACGCCUACUUUUCCGACAAUGACCCAGCUGAACUGUACCCAGAUAUAAAUGGUAUGCUAUUCCUCGGGAUCACAAACGCAAGCUUCUGCGUCUGUGACAGUGCCGACAAGUGCACCCCACCUUCACCCACAGUUGAUUCACCGUCAACAGGCGCAGAAGGCGGGACAGGAACUGGAAAAGGAGAUUUGAGAACCUGCAUCAAUUGUAAGGAGAUAACUUCUGAUGGUAACAUUACAUACCCUGGUGACACCGAACUUGUCUCGUGUUCGGACAACCCUGGUGAGAUGAUAUGCCCUGAAGGUAUCUCAACCUGUAUAACGGGUGUAGUCAACAUCGCCUAUAUGCUUGGGACGGGGCAAACCGUUACGUUGACGGUCGAGCGACGUACUUGUGCCCCCAAAGACGUUGUCGCCUCCACUUCUCCAGGAGACCACUGCGUAGACCAAUCCGUGGUUGGCGCCUUCUUUUCGGACAAUGAUCCGGCUGAGUUGUUCCCAGAUACAGAGGAAAUGAUCUUCGAUCGCCUCUUAAACGCAACCUUCUGCGUCUGUGACAGCGCAGACAAGUGCACCCCUCCUUCUCAAGCGAAUAGCGCAGUGAACCUCGAAUCUACUCUCGGUCUCUUCAUUGCCUCGCUUAUUUAUGCCUUAUUCUGUGGGUUAAAGGAUAAGCGAUAGAGGGCGUCUCUUUGUUGUCCCAAUGGCUUGCUUAAAGGAAUAGUUACGACACCGGAAGUAAAUUUUGUAUGGAUCCGUCAUUUCAUGGAUCUCCAAAUAGUUCCCUCCCACCAACAUAAAUUGUCCGUGCGGGGAAUCGUUCGGGGCUCAAUCAUUUAACAUGAGUGACGACCGCGUAUAUGCGAGUGUCACAACCAUCUCUCCCCCCACACUAUGCUUAUCCUAAUGAGAUUUCCUUCAUAUAAAAUGUUUACUAUCCCAUGAUGGGCAAAUGUUUUUUGUUUUUUUUGUUGUUGAAUGUUUGGCGUUCAUGUCGGAACUCUAUCCAAUUAAAUUAUAUUCAAUCUAACAGUUAUUCAACAGUCUCUGAUUGGUCUGAUGCCGGUCAUGCCGUAGUCUAGUUCUGGACCCUUUUAAUGAUUUUUGUUUAUUCGCCGACUAUAAGCGUUUAGCCGAGUGAUGGCGUGAUCUUUAGUGACGGCGUGAUCCGACCGGUUCUCGGGAUCACGCCGUCACUAAAGAUCGCGUCAUCACGGCGAAUAAAAAAAACUGAUUAAAAGGGUCCAGAACUAGACUAUUUAUUAUGGUGUGACUGAGUAUUGUUACUGGAUUUUCCUGAACCAUGUAUGAUUAUAAGAAAUGGAAAGGGGCGUGCCUGUUUACCUAAGUGUAUAUAAUAUCCAUUAUGAAUCUUAUUCGGAGUUGCCUCUUCAGUUAUAGCAAGGACGUUCGGCAGUAAUGUUCGAGCGCACCACAGCUGUGCAUGGGCAGCUGAUCAUAUAUUCGCUUUGGGGAAUGCAAGGAACUUCUGGACCAGGCAUUGUGCACGAAUAUUACAUUUGACCAGCUGGCCCUGCGCAACUAAGGUGCGCAUGGUCGUUAAAACUGGUCUACUGCAGAGUAUUGCAACAUCAAAUUGUACAAUCACAAGAAGAACAAAAUCCGAAAAUGUAUUUCUCUUGAUCAUGUAAACAAGUUAAACAACUUUCAAUAAAACGCAAUUGAAAAGAAACCCAGAUGCUUUUAUUUAUUUAUAUUUAUUUAUUUGUUAGUCUUUUUUAGCAGGGUGGCUCCAUCAGUAGUUAAAUACUGUUUUCUGUUUUGAGUUAGAUUGUUUGCUUUAUUGUAUGAAAAACAGGAACGAUUAAAGCACCACUGAACGGAUUCAUGAGCGUUUUUGAUUCUGUUAAUGUGGAAACCAAACUGGGAUACCGUAUUAAAUAAUUGGUCUACACAAAGCUCAAAAAGCCGUUUGAGUACUCCUUGGUUUCUAAAAUUUAUAAUCCUUCUGCUGAACCUAAACAGUCUUGAACAUUUACAUUUAAUGACGAAAUCAACAUGUUUUGACCAGGAAAGCUGGUCACGUGAUAAAAUAAAUGACAAUAUAUUCAUGGGAAUCAACCACCUGACCAGUAUUUGAAGUACAGUGACCUGUCAAAGUAAUUGUGUUACUUUCCUUGAUUAUUUGUAUACAUGAUGUUGCAAUGCUCACCAAACACCAAUCAUGCUCGCCAUAGACCAGCAUUAAUGCACUUUUAUUAUGCAUUGCGUAACACCGUGUACUUAACGGGAGCCCUUAUGGCAGCCGGUUUCUAAAUUGAAAUGCAAUAGCUAUACUGUCUAUUAUAUGGCCAUGUAAGUAGUAAUUAAUUUGAUAGCUUCUUUGAGAGGGUCAACGUAGACUGGUGGCACAAACCAGUAUUAAUCACAUAACGUCGUAAACUUAAAUGAGCUUAUCCUCCGAUGUCUAUUAAACUUUAGUUGACUAUUUUCCCAUCUACUGUCUUUUUAUUCUUUGAACAAGAGGCCCUUACAACAUAAUGCUGGUAUCAUAAUAGACAAGUAUGCUGCUCAUUAUAUAACACUGUAAUUUUGAGUUUAAUUAUACUUUUCCUGGUGCCAUCGUAGACUUCUGACGCCAAACUUGUAAUGUCUUUCUCUUAUAAAAUAAAUGAAGUUAUCCUCCAAUAAA
Strongylocentrotus purpuratus (purple sea urchin) is the source of this 2802-nucleotide messenger RNA. RefSeq lists its product as uncharacterized. The record is from RefSeq and is a predicted model, not a curated record. Lineage: Eukaryota; Metazoa; Echinodermata; Echinoidea; Camarodonta; Strongylocentrotidae. Bases 12 to 830 code for a protein of 272 amino acids. The transcript has 4 exons.